Lactuca saligna is the source of this 1250-nucleotide messenger RNA. Lineage: Eukaryota; Viridiplantae; Streptophyta; Magnoliopsida; Asterales; Asteraceae. The record is from the annotation of a GenBank genome assembly.
CAUUGAUGUAGCCAAAUUCAAAGUAAAGUAGGCCUCGUCGUGCGUAUGGUACAAGCACUCAAAGAAUAUUUAUCAAUGCUUGCAAUAUGUGAUAAUGUCGCAGUAGUAUUUAUAUGGGCGCUUCAUCGACAUACUUUUAGAACUCUAACCUCAAAAUUAGUAAUUAGGUAUCGCUCAUUGAUUAAGAUCAGCAGAAAAUGGCGGAUGAAGUGAAGUUGUAUGCAGCUGCAGUAAGUCCAUUCGUUUUCAGAGUGAAAAUCGCAUUGAAUAUAAAAGGAAUUAAGUACGAAAACUUGGAACAAGAUCUCAGCAACAAGAGUGCCGAACUUCUCAAGUAUAAUCCUGUUUAUAUGAAAGUACCAGUGUUGGUUCAUAAUGGAAAUGCAAUCUUAGAGUCUCUGGUGAUCGUUGAGUACAUUGAUGAUGCUUGGAAAGGAGUUUCGAUUUUGCCACAUGAUCCUUAUGAGAAGGCUGUUGCUCGAUUCUGGGCGAAAUUCAUUGAUGAUACGUGCAUUCCUGCAUUACUCAAGACUUUUGGCCGCAAUGGAAAUAAGAAAAGUGAUAAAGAAGCUUGUGAUCAACUACAAAUACUAGAAAAUGAACUGAAGGUCAAAGGUACCAAAUUUUUUGGAGGUGACAACAUUAACCUGGUGGAUAUUGCGGCUGAUUUCAUAGCCUAUUGGGUUGGAAUAAUCCAAGAAGCAACCGGAAAAACGUUAGUCACCAAAGACAAAUUUCCAACAUUAAUGGUUUGGGCUGAUUACUUUAUCAACCUUGAAGUUAUCAAUCAAGUCUUACCUCCAAGAGAACACCUGCUUGCAUUUUUCAAGGCAUGAUGAUAUAUGUCGCAUUUAUAAAUAAUAAAUCUAGUUCUUUUUUUUGGGUGUUUGUUUUUAUGAAGUUGAAGUUUAUGUGAUAUGUCUGUAUUAACAUCCAUCGAUGUUGCAAGAAGCAGCACUUUGUGGUUAUAUAUCGAAGUUAAAGUUUCGUUAACAUUUAUGGAUGUUGCAAUAAGUGGCUCUUAUGUGCUAAUGUUUUGUAAUAUGUAGUUUGUGACAGUUUUUAUCAUGGCAUUUCAUAUGUUGUAUGUUUCUCUUUUGUUUUUAAGUGAAGUUGUGAUGUUUUGUAAUAUGUAAUUUGUGAUAGUUUUUAUCAUGGCAUUUCAUAUGUUGUAUGUUUCUCUUUUGUUUUUAAGUGAAGCUGUGAUCUUGAGGAUAUCUACGACUUAACAGGUGCUUAUGUUUUUAUGA